UGUUUUGUAUCAAGAAAAUGCAAUGGCCGCCAUCUUCGACUCUUGUGAAUGUUUUGGUCGUAGUUUCGAACUUUGAGGCCUUUUUCAUUUGUGCUAUGCAAAUACUGGAUAAAAAUCGUUUCGCUACAUCGUAGAAAUUGUUAUAUUGUUUGCGAACAGUCAUAUGAAAUAAACCUUGGAGGCCGGGAGCUCUCCAUCGCGUCAUCUCGGGCUGGACCCAAGAUGCUAUUCACAGCAUGUCAGCGACAUCAGAAUAUGAACCUAGGGUCCGGCAAAAUUAUGGGCCGACCCCCUCCAGUGAAAAUUUGUAUGAACAUGUGUUGGAUCACAAAUUAACAGAUACUAUGGAUAUAUCAAGUGUACGAGCCCCAGUAUUGAGGACUGUACCUGUUUCGCCUACUCAAGGUGACCCUGAACCCGAUUCCACAAACCCUGAAAGCAUAAUUCAAGCGGUUCAUAAAGUUGACAAAAAUAUUGAGUAUCAUAUUAGUGAGAAGAGGUGUGACACAGAGAUGUCUGUCGAUUCACUUUCGAGGAUUGUUAGAAUUGAAGAAACUCUUGAUAGUGUAGGACGGAUAGCCUACCCUAUCAUACAAGAAGCUGAUGAUUCAGGAGAUGGAAAUUUUGCAGAGAAUGCUGCGACUCUUAUUCAAACUCCAUUGAAUACAGCAAUUGUGCAGAAUGUUACAAAGCUUCCACAAAACUUCACUAUUAAUGUAGAUGGAUCUGUAGGAAAUAUUACAGCUAUACAGAAUGUAUCUCAGGAUGUUUCUGGCAAUCAAACUCUGUGGUUGCCUACGAUCCUAGCUACUAGUGCUGCUACAGACAGUAAAAAUGAAGAAGAUAGACCCCCAGGAGUAUCGCAAAUUAUUAUAACGAGUGAGAGUUAUGUGAAUGAUACUAAUCAAUCAGGUCGGAGAACAAACAUUAUUACUGAAACGAGUUAUAUUAGCCGACCUAAGACAUCAAAAGUUCAAAUUUUAAGUAACAUAUCUUUACCAAAAAAUUCGAAUUAUUCACAACAAUACAUAGCUCAAAGUAAAGAAAUCAGUGCACCAGUUUAUGGAACCCAAAAUCAUGUAUAUAAGUUGAGUGCCAAUGUUGUAUCCCAAAAACAUUUGAACAAUGCAAUGUUAAGCACAAAGCCACCAAAGAGUCAAUCUCUUAUAGGUGCUGCUUCACUUUCUCCUACUGUUAUAAAUAGUAGUCCAGUAAAAAAUGUGCCAUAUAGUCACACUUAUUCCAAAAGCACAAACUUAAAUAAGGUAAAUAAUGGUGCUAACCUUAAUGCUAUAGUGGCAGCGUCUUCAGGUACCCAAUGUCAUAUAUUGUCCAGGGUAGUUUCUGGACCAAAUAAGAUAUCUGUUCACUCAGGAAGAAAAUCUAUAAACACUUUUAAGGGAUCAAAGAAUUCGCAAAUGUCUAAUCAGAAAAAUCAGUCUAGAGCUAUUAAAAUAAUACAGCAGGCUGGUACAGCACAUAAAUCUGAAAACAAAUCCUGGCCAGUGGCUAGUGUCACAUAUAAAAGCGCAGUCUCCGAUUAUGGUGUUGUUGAGACUCACACAUCGAAAGUCAUACAAAAAGUUGGAAGUCCUAACCAAAAAGUUCAGCAACCUAUGGCUUUACAGAAAGUCCCUAAAGGUGAGCGCCUUGUACUUCAAUCACCUUGUGGACCAGUGUUGUUAUCCACUGCCCCUAUCGGCACAAAUCUGCCAAAAGGACCACAUUACGUGCAAUCUGGGUCUACACCAAAUCUCAGAUAUGUGCAAACAUAUGGACCAGAUAAUCAGCUCUCUACUGUGUCUCAAGUAUCUGCCAACCAACAGUUAACUGCACAGAUUUUACAAUCCUUAUCCCAACCCAAGAUAAUGUUACAUCAAAGCUCAAAUAUACCUAUUCAGCAAGUGGUAAAUCUUAAUCCUCCACAGCAUAAAAUCGAAGAGCAAACUGAAUCUAAGAAUGUAAAUCAAAAAAGAAUUGUCUUAGGGGACAAAUCGACACUCUUGACAGCGGAAGACAUCGUCGGGAUGGAGGAGAGACCUAAUCUAUCGGAAGAAUUACGUCGAUACUCAUUUCAGGCAUUGGCUUUUCUAAUGCUAGACCACACAUACGCUUUACCGGCUCAAAAGCAACCCGUCGUCGGCGGUCCAACUCCCGCGCCGUCCGCUAUAUCUCCGACCGUGGUCUCCCCUCCCGCCACCACGACUCCACCAACUCCGCCGAGGAGUUCCCCCGUCGCGGCCGCGCCGUCGCCGCACGAGGCACCUGCGGCUGCCGCACUCUCCCCCGUCGGGGUCGCCGCACCCCCCUCCACGGUAACUACGGUCCAACCUACCGCCCUCGCCUACAAGCCACAGUCAGUACAGGACGACGACACAGCGUCGAUCAUAUCAUCGGUGGAAGGUGAACGUCGGCCGCCCGCCGCGGGGGGUAGCGACACCGAGACCGCACCAGAAGGGGAGGAGGAGGGCAAAACGCGCUGCAUCUGUGACUUUACACACGACGACGGUUACAUGAUAUGCUGUGACCGCUGCGGCGAGUGGCAGCACGUGGAUUGUAUGGGCAUCGACCGGAAUAAUAUACCGGACGCAUACAUGUGCGAGCUGUGCCAGCCGCGCCCUAUAGACCGCCGGCACGCGCGAGCCAUUCAGCAACGAAAACGAGAAGAGUUGAGCGCUCUGGGCGCGUCGGACACAGAGUCUGAACCGGAUCUGGCUCGUCCGCCUGGUCAGAGAAGAAAACGCUUACUGACCGUUACUACAUACACUAAUACGAGUGGAACUUGCGUGACGACGUAUAACUCCAAUCUGCCCGUACUACCUCCCCUACCGCAACCAUCGCUAACCUUACCCAAACGUGGUCCCAAGCGCCCUAAGAAAGCGGAAGUGGUGAGAAAAGGAACUAAGCGAAAACUUUCUGAGAAAAGGGUGAAGCGGAAGAAAGAAAUGCUGUUAAAUAGAAGUAAAUAUAACUCGACGAUGUCAAAUCAAUCGCACUGGCGUGACUUGUACGAAUUGGCGAUGACGAAUCACUAUAGUCCUGAGUUGCGGGCUAAAAUUAUGAAAUAUAGUAGUAAGCUCGGUAGUACGUCUAACAUGGCAUCUGCCAUAACGACUCAUUUAUGUACAACUGUACCACACGCUGGUGGUAAAAUACUCAUAGCGACGAAGGAUCUUAAAGAAAAUUCGCCUGUUAUUGAAUUGAGAGGUAAAUAUAUGUUAUCGAAUCAGCAUAGACCACAAUUACAAAAUUCCGCUCGUGCGGGAAGUCAAAAGCCUGGUCCUUUCGUAUUUUUCUAUAGAUUACCAAAAGAUAAUACGCAAAUAUGCAUCGACACAAGAACGUAUGGUAACGAGGCAAGGUUCGUGCGUCGCUCAUGUAAGCCGAAUGCAGAAUUACAACAUUGUAUUGUUAAAGGUACCUUACACGUCUACUUAGUAACGAUUAAUGAUAUUCCAUCCAAUACAGAGAUAACUGUUGGACACGAUACAAAUGGUGGCAAGCAACCUUGUGCUUGUGGUAAUCCUAAACAUUGCAAAGCAAACGGUUUAACGCCUUUGAUGCCACGAAAAAGCUUGGAAUACCCGCAAAGAGAAAAACGCAGUAGAAACAGAUGUUUCAGCUCUUCGUCUCCCGUGUCACCACCCUUAGCGUCGCUUAUAAAGACGCCUGUUAAAGACAUAUCACCACCGUUCACGGCAAUCAAAUCUGAAAAGAAAUCUCCAAUCAAACAUGAGUUCCCUCCGAUGUCACCUGUUAAAGAGCCAUUGCUGGCUCUAGAUUUCAAUGCGCCAAUAAAAGCUGAUCCAUACCUUGAUAUUAAAGAAGAACACGAAGAAAUUGAUCUUACUGCGAAAGAAGAAAUGAAACCAGAUUUGGAUGAACCUGACUUUGUUAAAAUUGAACCUAUUAUACAGAAGAUUGAAAAGAAAAUUGAGCCUGAGGUUAAACCUGAGCUGGAACGAGAGCCAGAGCCAGAACCGGAAUCAGAACAAGAACCAGAACCGGAACCGGAGCCAGAACUAGAACCUGAACCGGAACCAGAACUAGAACCUGAACUUGAAACUGAACCUGAACCGGAACUGGAACCAGAACCUGAGCUGGAACCCGAACCUGAACCAGAAAAUGCUAUUGAACCUAUUAUAGAGACUCCAGAAAUUAAAGCAGAGGAAACCGACUUAAAUGAAACAUUAGUUAAACCUCCCGUUAUAUCUGAUGAGGCAAUAGAACAAGAGAAAAUCGAAGAGAAACCUAUUGAACCUAAAGUCGAACUUGAGAGGCCAGUCACUCGAGAGUUGACUGCCAAGUCUGCUUGUCAUGACAGGUCAUCGAGAUCAAGUCGAACAACUUGCGUCAAUCACGAUUCGUUGGACGAUAAAACCGAUGACUCGCAAGACAAAAUACAGACCGUGUCAAAUAAGGAAAAGGACAAACGCAAAAUGACUCGCGAGGAGAGAAAAAUGGAAGCAAUAAUGAAAGCAUUUGAGAGAAUGGAAAAAGCACAACAGAGAAAACAAGAAGUAAAAGAGAGACAGAAGCGAAGAGAAUCUGACCCACAUCCGAGUAACAUAGAUAAAGAUGACGACGAUGACAUACACUGUAGUGCUAAAAAACGAAAAAAACGUAGAGGACGGGCUCGAACAGCGUCACAGUCCAACAGACGCCGAUUAAAUUCGGCAGACAGCGACCUUGUAACCUCAGGAGAUGAAGCCACACCUUUGUCUCCUCGAGCUCCUUCGCAACCGGAACAGUCACUGCCUAUGCCGGAAUCUGAGAGGAACCACGAACCUGUUAGUGAGGACCUUGGAUUAAGCUCGGCCUGUCUGCUCGUUGAAGCUGCAGUGGGUUCUGUUGAAUCGGCGUUCAAACUUCCCAAAACCAAGAAGACAAUGGCCACUGAAUGGAUAGGUCGAUCUCCUGAACGAACGCCAUCUCCGUACCAAUCACCCUACAGACCGCCUCUAGUUUCAGCUACCUCAUUAGAGAGCCUCGUUAGGGUAGCGUCCACGAUGAUUGGUGACCUUAGCGGAAACCAGGAAUACAAUGAGGAUGUACACCAUUCGCCUCCCAGGACUCCAGGUAGAGAGAGAAAUAGACCUCCGAAGAAGGCUAAGAGAAUCACAAGAAGCACUCCGCCUAUAGAAGUUGCAGAGGUAAUUCCUGUCCAACAUAGUGCUAAGAAACGUUGGUUGCGGCAAGCUAUCAGUGAAGAAAGUGAUUGCCCGAUGGCCGAUGCAUUUGUUCCAGAAUCUCCGCCCAAUGAAAUAGUGACGCCAUUAAAAAAGAGAAGAAUGGCGAGGGAAUCUUUAUCGUAUGAACAGAAUACCAUAGUGCCUUGUAACGACGAGACUUCGCCGGUAUUGACGUCUGAGGACUCUCCUGUCAAAGAGGACGCCCUGUCACUGGCUCGGCAGUACAAACGUAACAUAAUGGAAAUGUACAGCAGAGAUCGGACCCGCUCCGACAGCGGGCAGGGCUCCGACGAUCAGUGUAAUAUUGACCAUGACGUGCUUAAUGUCAACUUAAAAGGACCACAUGACAGCGAGCACAUACGUAGAAUUAUAGGUGUACCUACUCCAGAGGAGGAAAUACCGCCCGAGAUAGCUAAACCAGAACAUGUUUCUACUAAUAAUAAUAACUUAGAAUUAGAAGAAUGCUUGUACAAUAAGGUCGUUCCUAUGGAAAUCGAUACAACAGUCAUAACUCAAACAAAAAUAGAAUCAAAUGAGAGUAUGCAUGAUAUUAAGGGUGCAGAAAGCCCAAGCGAUAAAGUAAAUAGCUCGCAGUCGGCCGACACGAGCGGUAACUCUUCUCCUCAGCGUGACGAGAUGGACGACAUUCAGAAAAAAAUACAUUCGUUUCACACGGAGAACAUACAAAUAUUGAAAAGUCGAAACAAAAAGCCACCUAAAGAGAAGCGGAAGAAGGUCAAUUUGAAUUUCGAUCUCAAUAUGGUGGACGACCAGAUCAGUAUCCAGCUGCGAACGGAGGACGAUACGAACUCCAAGUCGCCGGAGAUGAACGGGGACGCACACGACGACGGCAACUCCCACGAGGAUGCCAAAUUGCACGUCUCACCGGAGAACAUACCGCUGCCGCCCGUCGAGUCUAUACCUCUCCCCGCACCCGAAAACAUACCCCUCCCCGAGGAGCCCAGUCCGAUAUCGAUCAUCCCCUCCCCCGAGACGAUCCCGCUGCCCGAGGAGCCCAUGCGACCGGCGCCCGUGACUAUCGUCGAGAGGAAAGAGGAGAGGGACCCGAUCGAGACCACGCUCCCGUUCUCGUCGCGCUUCAGCUCGACCGGCCUCUUCUCCGGGAUCUUCAGCAACAUAUCGCACGCCCUCAAGGAGGGGCCGGCGAGCGAGAGCGUCCCGUGCGCGGCGACGAUCAAGAGCGCGAUCGACCGGUCGACGAGCCUCGACGGCGGCCCCUUCGACAAGGACGGCGGCCGGCCCGUGGACGAGCUGCGCAGCGUGCAGGAGAUCCUGACGCGCGUCAACAACAUGGACACCAACAACAGCGUGCUGCUGUCGGGCGUGCUGCGCGCGGCGGGCGCGGCCGGCCCGCGCGCGCGCGCCAACGACCCGCGCCUGCACCCGCCGCCGCAGGACAAGCCCAAGCCCGUGCGCCGGAAGCUGUCCAUCAGCGAGUACCGCAAGCGGCACUCGGGCGCGGCGCCGGGCGAGGAGGGCGGCUGCGCGGGCGGCGCGGGCUGCGCGGGGGGCGAGGGCGAGGGCUCGGGCGACUGGUCGCGCGGCUCGUCGGGCUCGGCCUCGCUGUCGCCGCAGCGCCUCGACGCGGCCGCGGCCGCCGCCGUCGACGAGCUGGAGCAGCGCCUGCACCGCGACCUGGCCGUGCAGCUGGACCAGCGGCUGCGGCGAGACCUCCCCGUGCAGCUGCCUAAAGGCGUGUUCGACGCGCAGCCCACCGCCUCCGAGCGACAGCGAGAGAACCUGAGCUCGCGGCUGCGGCGCGAGUUCGGCCUCGCGCUGCCCGACGACGAGGACGCGCAGGCGCCCACCGACUUGGGCGCCAAGCGGUGCGACAGGUAGAGGCGCCUGCGCCCGUAGGCUAGACGUAGUUUUGUAAAUCUCACCGGCGCCGGACCGUCGCUUGUAAUAUAAUGUAACUUUUGUAUCUCGUCUCGGUUCUCUCGUGUAUAUUUCUGUUUUCGAUUCUUCCUCUUGUAAGUUCAAGGAUUCUCUGCGAGUACAAAUUGUUUUUAUUUCCUACUGUACAUAUUGUAUAUAGAAAAAAAUAUUGAGGCGACUCACGCGGUACGUAUGUAUAAUGGUAUAUGAAAAAAUAAGAUUUUUAUAUAUGUACAAUGUUUAUGUAUCUUAUUGAUAUGUUUAUUUAUUACGGACAGCGGAGUCUAAUAAAACGUUGGAUAUAGGAUUUUUGUACGCAUCAUAAUGUGUAAGUAAAUUAUAGUUGUUUUUAUUGUUUUAAUUUUUUUUUUUAUUGUAUACAACGGGGUAAUUGUCCCGUUAGGUAUAUAGGUAUCUUGUUAGUGUUAGAUGUUUCUGGUGUAAUUUAGUGUCGAAUUGUCAUAAGCCAUUUUUAGAUUUAAAUACGUGUCAUAAUUUAAGUGAGCGCAUGUGGCAAAGUUCACACCAUCACAAGGCUUAUAGGCGACUGGGUACUCGCUGGAUUUGAGACAUCGAUUCUAGAUUACCAUUAAAUUUAGAAUAACUCGAUAAAUAAUCUUUGAAACGUUGUUUGUCGAAAUAAAUCCCAAAGAGCAAUGCUCAAUAUAUGCUUAAUAUAUAGUCUUAACUCUUAAUCGAAUUGACAAUAGAUUAUUUACAUCAUCACAAUAGUUGGGCAUUUUAAUGGUAUCUAAAAUCGAUUCGAAAUGGCCCAUAUAUAGAUCGUAAACCACAUCUUUAUUAUACUCAACAAUAGCAUAAAAAACUAAAUAGUAGUCCGAAACGCAAUUAUGCUCCCGUUGUGAAAUAGACGCUGAUUGUAUAUUAAAAUCUAUUUUACUUUAAAAGUAACCAAGUUACGUUAAGUGUAAUUGGGUUUUGUACUAUACAAGAAUCUUUAUUGAUAUUGUAUACGCCAAUGUGUAAAUUAUAAAAAAAUAUUUAGAUUUUUCUAUACACAUAAUUUUCGUUCUUAUAACCGUUAUUUAUUUAUUAUUUUUUUUGCUGGCAACAAUGGUUUUGUAAAUUAUUUUAAAAUGGCGUCUGCAAUAAGUAACUCGCGGUCAUUAGUACCUGACUCGUCAACAACGAAUAGAUGUUGUGAAUAAACCCGGUCCAACCCCAACCCAGUGAAAUCGUGUGACCGAUGGGCUUGCAAAAUAUUCUGUUUGUUAUUUCUUUUCAUUCGUUUGUUUAGACUUCAAUCGUGGCCUAAACACACAAUGGCUUAGUAUGAACGAGUCUGAUGUGACGCUAGAAAAACAGUAAAUAUAGUUUUAUGUUGUUUUUAUUCUCAUUUCAAGUCUCGAUAAAGAAGUUUGUAGCAAUGGGAUCUGCUAGUAUGACUACGACUUUAGCCCAGUGCGAGCAAGAAUCCAUCCUUAAUAUUGCUCAAUUAUUUUUCAAAAUUUAUUCGUCAGUCAAUAUUGAAUGUUCGUAUGAAAUAUUCGGUCAGGGUAAUGAUAUUUAAAAACAACAGAUAAAAUAAUUAUGCCUUUAUUUAAAUCUUUGUCUGUUGUUUGUAGAACUAAUAUGAGAAAUCAUAUCAACAGAUUUUGAGGUCAGUAUUCCAGUUUCAAAGUUACCUAAGUUUAGGCCGAUCUCUCUUACAGCUAGCUGACAUUACAGAUUUUUUAUCGACCAAUAGUUGAUCGUUAUUUUUUAAUAUCUAAUUAGAAAUGUACAUUACCAUAGUAUUUCGUGUAAACUGUCGAGCGAUAGUGAAUUUGUAAUGCAGUCCUGAAGCUGUGCUUUGCGCUGUAUACUUUGUUAGGGAUGCCGGGCAUGGCCUUGAAAUUACCGCCUAAAUUAUUUGAUAAGAGUAGGCUGAGCCAUAUACGAAAUUUGUGUUCAUUUCGAUACUUAAUUUAAUUUGUGAUGCUUUGCUUUUCACUUGGUGAUAUCUGCUAUCUUCCAGAUAAUUUCUCGACGUAUAUAUUUUUUUCCUAAACGUAAAUACAAGCACUCGAGUUUAGAAAUAACCUAUCGAGGAAUGAUAAUAUAAUGUGCUUAGUUGUAUGAAUGUAAAAUGGUAUUGUCACGUUUUUGGAAUUCUUAUAAUUUUUUGUGCGUAUCCUUUUGUUAUAAAUUUAAUAUAACUAUAAAUAUAUUAUAUUUUUGUUGAGUGAACAUUUUCACGUGUUUGAUAUUUUUAUUGAUUAAAAAUAAGUUUGCAUUUUAAUUUAAAUUUACAUAAUAGAUAUAAAUGGUACUUCAAAGAUGCGACAAUAUUAUCUGAUUUACAGACUACUUAACAAAACCUCAAUUCUCCGCAUAAUGUUUAAACCUAGGUGUUAGUCAAACUGUUGCAAUAAUUCGCCUAAAGGCAAAACAUGUAGUGGGUAAAAGAUGAUAGGCACGCAAAAUAAUAAGCAGCUUUUUAUUUAAUUCGUAUAAUUUUAUAUUUUUGUAUAGAGAAAUGAUUGAAAUUUAUUUUUUCGAUCCGAUUUAAGUAUUCGAGUUGUGUAACAAGGUGCGUCAUGAUCGUAAGUCAUGAACUAUGUAUAUAUCUCUGGUUGUUAAAUAGAAUUUAAAUUAAACGCUUUCUCCUAAUGUUAAAGUGCAUUUUGCUGUAACGUUUUAUAUAUUAUGUGUUUUUUGAGAGCAAAACGCCCCGUAAUGUAUUCACUUUUAAAUUUUUGUGUCAUAAAUUCAAAUUUAUUAUUUUGUAUGUAAAUUUGUCGAUUUUUAACCAGUGUAUGGACGUACAUCAUAUAAGUUUUAUUGAUUUAACUUAAGUCAGUAAUAUAACAAAAUACAGUGACAGCACAAUGCGCUGCAACGUAUGAAAUCUUUGUAGUUAUAUUAGAGAAAAUCUUUGUGAUAACUUUUAAAUAUCAUUCAGUAGAGAAACUGUGUCUUGUAAAUAGUAUAAUUAAUGUUAAGUGAAAAAGCUACAUAUAUUUUGUUAAAGGUGAUUGAAGAGAGCAAAUUAACUAUAAUUUGCUUACGUCUCAGUGUUGUCUCCCACCUCGGCCUGUCCCCGAACUAUUCGUUUGUAACAAUGGAAUAUUUUGCAAUACAAAUUAUAUCAUUUUUUUAAACUUAAGUGGAUCGUAAAAUAGUGGCGCUGUAUAUUAUCCAGAUGUUAAAUAUUAUUAUUUCUUUCUUAAUGUUUGAACUAAGCAUGUAAAAUUUAAAAUAAUAAUAUAGAAUAAAAGAUGUUAUGAUAAUUAAUUAC
This is a messenger RNA of Vanessa atalanta (red admiral), 10332 nucleotides long. RefSeq lists its product as uncharacterized. Lineage: Eukaryota; Metazoa; Arthropoda; Insecta; Lepidoptera; Nymphalidae. Bases 237 to 7052 code for a protein of 2271 amino acids. The transcript has 12 exons. The record is from RefSeq and is a predicted model, not a curated record. Gene Ontology annotation, molecular function: protein binding.